UCCGGCCCGCCUGGAACAAUGGCUGCGCUGCCGCGGCUGCUCUGCUCGGCCGCGCUCGCCCUGCUGCUCUGGGCUGGAUUUUGUUCCUCAGUGUGUGUGGAGGUCCCAUCUGAGACAGAGGCUGUCCAAGGGACGGACAUGAAGCUGCUCUGCAUCUCCUGCAUGAAGAGGGAAGAGGUGACGGCCAGCACGGUGGUGGAGUGGUUCUACAAGCCCGAUGGGGGAAAGGAUGAGCCUAUCUACGAGUACAGGAAAACAAACCACGAAUUUCCCAGCCGCUUCAGCGGGCGGAUACAAUGGAACGGGAGCAAAGACAUGCAGGACGUGUCCAUCACCGUGCAGAACGUGACCCUCAACGAUUCGGGCAUCUACACCUGCAACAUCACCCGCGAGUUCGAGUUCGAGAUCCACCGGCCCCUCUUCCAGAGCUCCAGGAAGAUCCACCUCACCGUGGUGGAGGAGGCUGGAGAAGACUUCACCUCUGUCAUCUCAGAAAUUAUGAUGUAUAUUCUGCUGGUCUUCCUCACGCUGUGGCUGCUGAUUGAAAUGGUCUAUUGCUACAGGAAGGUGUCCAAGGCAGAGGAGGCUGCCCAGGAAAACGCGACAGAUUAUCUCGCGAUUCCAUCGGAAAACAAGGAGAACUGUGCUGUGCCUGUGGAGGAGUAGCGGAGAGGAGGCAGCGGAGUGAACGGCACCGAGGGGCUCUCAAGACAGAAGGACCAUGCCACGCCAGCCAGGUUUGAGGGGGAGCUCUGCGCCGUCGGGAGGAACACGGGGAAGUGUAAAUUCUCUUCCAUUUGCCUUGGACUCUGUACAGCCUUGACUUUGGUCCUGUGACCCCAUCUGAGCUGCCAGCCCGGUGCUGAAGGACUCUUCUGUGGAAGCAUGCUGAGCAAACAGCACAGGGGUGUGGGCAGCACGGCUCCUUCCCGAGUUUCACUUCCAUCAUCACCUCAAUGGCUUUGUAAAUGUUACCUGUCACUUCUUAGCUGCUCUCACCACCACCUUUAUUUGCUAAAUAUGCUCCUUCUCCACUGC
Messenger RNA from Pseudopodoces humilis (Tibetan ground-tit), 1038 nucleotides. It is a transcript of the gene SCN3B, whose product is annotated as sodium voltage-gated channel beta subunit 3. Lineage: Eukaryota; Metazoa; Chordata; Aves; Passeriformes; Paridae. The record is from RefSeq and is a predicted model, not a curated record. Gene Ontology annotation, molecular function: transmembrane transporter binding; sodium channel inhibitor activity. Gene Ontology annotation, biological process: regulation of heart rate by cardiac conduction; regulation of sodium ion transmembrane transporter activity; sodium ion transport. Gene Ontology annotation, cellular component: voltage-gated sodium channel complex.